Messenger RNA from Sclerotinia sclerotiorum 1980 UF-70, 342 nucleotides. RefSeq lists its product as hypothetical. The transcript has a single exon. The coding region runs from base 1 to 342 and encodes 113 amino acids. The record is from RefSeq and is a predicted model, not a curated record. NCBI's taxonomy places the organism in Eukaryota, Fungi, Ascomycota, Leotiomycetes, Helotiales, Sclerotiniaceae.
AUGACUAGGCUUGUAGAAUCUCAAAAUGCUGAGAUAGCCCUACUUCGGAAACAGCUCGCUGAUGCUCAGGAAGUAAUUGAGACUCGAAAGAAGAGAACUAAAGGCAAAAGAGUCAAAUUACAAGGUCAAUUUGUCUUUAGUAGUGAGGAAGUACUGAAAAUGGUACGUGAGGCGGAGGAAAAACCGAAGGAGAAAAAGCUACGAGGGCGACCACGUAAACGUCCAAUUGAAGAAUUAGAAGAGGAGACUGAAGAAGAAGAGCCAGAGAGUAGUUCAAGUGAUUUAGAGUUGGAAUUGGAUGAAUGUGUAGCUCGUAGAACAAGAUCACAUAGAGAGAAUUGA